Messenger RNA from Nasonia vitripennis (jewel wasp), 1674 nucleotides. RefSeq lists its product as uncharacterized. Bases 13 to 1617 code for a protein of 534 amino acids. The record is from RefSeq and is a predicted model, not a curated record. The transcript is spliced from 3 exons. NCBI's taxonomy places the organism in Eukaryota, Metazoa, Arthropoda, Insecta, Hymenoptera, Pteromalidae.
AUUUUGGCUAGAAUGAGAAACGAUAAAAUUGUUCGUGCUAUAAAAUAUGAUGAGCUAAUAAUAGAAUAUGGAAAUGAGAUUUGUUCUCAUUUAAGAGAACAACAACAUAAAACUAAUAUAUGUACACAACUUAGGAGAUUGAGUCGAUUAAAAUUGAAAUUAAAUGUCAAAAAUUUGGUGGAUGCCUUGAUUACGUCAAGAAGCUUAGACGUUUUGGCAGCUAUAGAAGCUCUUGCCUCAAGUUCUGAGGAUGAUGGAAAUGGCCAAACAUUGGCUUAUCCUACAGUAGCACAAAAUCUUGCUACUCUUGUAAAACAAGUGGCUCAUACUCAGAAGCUGAUGUAUGUUAGAAAACAUGAUCUAAACUCGGCAAAUCGAAUGCAGAACUUUAUAGAACUAUUUGCUAAUGAUUACAAGUUAAGAUUAUCACGUAUGGCUGCAGAGUCCCAUGGGAUUAGACGUCGUCAAAGAAACACAGAGCUUCCAUCAGCAGAUGACAUAAGCACUCUUAUGUAUCACUUAAAAUCAGUAAUGCAGGAAAAUUAUAAUAUAUUAAUAAAUGGAUUAAAUGAAGAUGCUUACUUUAUGUUACAAAAAGCAUGCUUAUCAACUUUACAAGUAUGGAAUCGAAAAAGACCUGGAGAUGUAGAACGAAUAUUAGUAAAUGAUUUCAAAAAUCUCAAAGAAAUGAGUAAUUCUCAAAUAAAAGAGUUUGAUAAUUUAUCUAACAAUUUGAAAGAUUUAUCUCAAGAAUUCUCAUUAUUAUAUACACGAGGGAAGCUGGGAAAUGAUAUUAAACUUCUUGUUUCAGCUGAUGUUAAGUUGUGCGUAAACCUCCUUUUGGAGCAUAGAGAUAAUGACCAACUUAAAAUAAGCCCAAAAAAUCCUUAUUUAUUUGCUCUGUCUCAAACUCCUAUAUAUGCAAUACGCCAUCCAUCUGCAUAUUCAGUAUUAUCAACAUUCUCCAAAGAAUGUGGCGCAGAAAAACCAUAUUUAUUAAGAGCAACACGUAUGAGAAAGCAGCUGGCUACUGCUUGCAUUCGGUUGAAUCUAAAUGACAUGGAACUAUCAGAUCUCGCAGGCUACAUGGGUCAUCAUGUGAACAUACAUAAGUCUCAUUAUAGACAAAACAUUGUGGAUAGAGAUAUACCACUAUUUCUUAAAUUUAUUAAUACGGCUUUAACUUCAGAUGUAUCAGAACCAAUUUGCACAGAACUGGACACAACCGCAGGUAAUGAAAAAUCUGUUAUAGAAGAAGAAAUAGAAGAAGAAGCAGCAGAACAAGAAAUUGAUGAAGCUAGCAAAUCUAUUGAUUAUGAAAAAAAACCGAAGAAUCAAAAAGCCAAAAGUUUACGGUUUAACGCACCUGUAAUAGAGUUACCAAAGAAAGUUGUUAAAGAAGUAAAAAAGAAAGUCAAAUGGAGCAAACUGGAAUGUGAUACCGUAUACAAAACUUUUGAAGAUUUUAUAGUAGGAAAUUCGACUAACGCCCCAACGAUUCCUCAAUGCAAAGCAUUGAAGGAAAAGCAUUCUGAGCUGUUUCAAGAUAGAUUUGUGAACCCUGCGUCUAUAAAAGCAUGGGUUUUUGCACAAAGAAAGAGGUGUGGAAAUCAGUAAAUAUUAAAAAAAUAUAAUAUUAGAUAAAAAGCUAUCUAAAACUAUAGAUCUGUGAUU